Tilletiaria anomala UBC 951 is the source of this 2129-nucleotide messenger RNA. RefSeq lists its product as uncharacterized. NCBI's taxonomy places the organism in Eukaryota, Fungi, Basidiomycota, Exobasidiomycetes, Georgefischeriales, Tilletiariaceae. The record is from RefSeq and is a predicted model, not a curated record. Bases 33 to 1802 code for a protein of 589 amino acids. The transcript has 2 exons.
GCUUGGCCCUGGCAUCGAACGAGCUUCCCACCAUGCUCAUCCCCGUCACCAUCUCGGCAGUCUUUGCGGCGCUCUUUGCCAUCUCGACCUACUUGCCAUUUCAUAAGCACCACAACCUGCACUUCCCCAAGGCAGACCUGAUCAAGCGGACCGACCUGAACCUAGACUCGUGCGCUCGCAUCACCGCACCCGGCCUCAAGUUCUGCGAUGAUGUCGUCCUGCACCAACCAUCCGGCAUGGCAUAUGUCUCCUGCGACCCAAGCAGGCUGUGGUGGGACCCAGUGCGCGGCAUUUGGGAGUCGGUGCCCGCGUCGGCUCCGCGCGAGCUGAGAGAGCCGGCAGAAGGCAGCGCCGAGGUCGCCGGCAUCUGGUCGUGGGAUACGCGGCAAGAAGGCAGCUUGCCCAAAAAGCUCAAGCUUGCACACCUACCGAGAAGAGGCGGGUUCCACCCAUAUGGCAUCGCCGUCGUCAAUGCUGACAACCAGAACCUCAACGCCAGUGACCCCGGCUCGCUGCUGUUGCUCGUGUCCAACCAGCCAGAACCAGCGCGGUCGAGCAUUGUCGAUGUCUUUGUGCACGACAUCAACGACGCUGCCCAAGGCGGCCGGCAGAACACAGAGCUGCAACACCACCUCCGUCUUGGACCCGAUCACUUUACCCCGGAUGCAAAAGCACAGACUCCACCUGUCUCGCCUCAUCGCCUCACCAUCUUCCACGAGCAGUACAGCCCGGCGCUGCCGCCGCAGCACAACCCCAGCAGCAGACGGAAAAUCGUGAUGCCAUCCUUUUUCUUCUCCGCCACGCCGGACCCGAGCGCGUUCGCCAGCAAGGACGGGAAGAGCGUCAAGUUGGGCAUCGAUAACUACCCGGACUUCGCAAAGCACAUGCUCUUUCCCAAGCGCCAACCUUCGCCGCCGCGGUAUCUCUACUUCUACAUUGCCAAGGCGGCCAAGUCGGUGCCGAUCGCCGAGCUGAGCUCGUGGCCUGGCUUCGUGCCACAAGUGCACGCGUGGGACGGCGGCGGAAAGCGCGCAGGAUUCAACUCGUCUGCCGCGAUGCUAAUGAGCGUCAACACAGGCGCCGAGGUCUCGAGUCUGCACCAGUGGGACCAGCACUGGGUACACGGCGUGGAGGCGGGCCUGGAGGUGGAGCAGGAUCCGUACGCUGAAUUCAAGGACCGCCAGGAGAGCAUCCCGACGGAGGAGGAGAGCGGGAUCAAGCCACCCGAGCGCUACAUCCAUAACUACCGCCCACAGUUUGUCAACUUCUGGACGCGCCCGCUCAAGUCGCCGAGCUUCGCGCUGGCGAUCGACGACUGGGGGCGAGCCUGGACGGCUGGUACACAGGAGACGGGGCUCACAGACGCGUGGAUCGCCUACCUGCGCCACACACUCGCGCGGGGCCUGCCGGCGCACAAGGGCGUCGGCGCCGCGAGCGUGCGCAGACCCAGCACGCUUAUCGAGCAGACCACACACGUCUUCCGCCAGGGUAGCGUCACGGCGCACCCAUGGGAGAUGGAGCGCAUGAAGCUUGUCCGCGACCGGGGCAUCUUCAUCCCCAAGGAGUUCAUCGGCACGAACAUCUACCGUGCACAUGCGCGCCCUGCAGCCGAUGAGUGGCAACCAAUCAGCCUGUCCUCCUCCUCGUCGCGCGAUGGCAGCAGCAUCCAGCUCGGAUUCCUGCCAACGCUUCCGACCGGCAUGGCCGUCGACCGCGUAGGGAAGACACUUUACGUGACGGGCGCGUACGACGAGCGCGGCAUCGCCAAGUGUAGCAUCCCCGGUAACUGGGCAGAACUGUGACGAAGCAUGUAGCAUGUAUUGCCGAUAGACCUACAGCAAAAGAAAAUUGCAGCAGGCUGUUGGGUCCACGGCUAUGCAGCCCUCUCGCGGGAUAUUCUCUGCCUACUGGCGAGGGGAGAAGCGUAGAAAACGUAGUAUGCAUUCCACGUUCAUGUUCUGCAAGAGACAUAUAUAUAUAUACGUGACGUUUUCCGGAGGGUUUCAUGUUGGUAGCCUUACAUCCAAUUCGCUCCUUCCUCAUUCUUUCUCGUCUUCAGCGACAUUCUACCCACACAAAGCCGGGCUAAUGUAUGGAUAUCAAAGGAAAAAGAGGCGCUGAUGCAUGAU